This is a messenger RNA of Suillus discolor, 643 nucleotides long. RefSeq lists its product as uncharacterized. The record is from RefSeq and is a predicted model, not a curated record. The transcript has 2 exons. The annotation marks the transcript as partial. Lineage: Eukaryota; Fungi; Basidiomycota; Agaricomycetes; Boletales; Suillaceae.
CUACUGAUCCGAGUCGGGCAUCGUUUGUUGACUGGAAUCACAUUUUCCACGAGUACGUGAUGCCUGCACUACUCGCUCUCGGACUCUCCCGGGCCAGGGCUGCAAUACAUAUAUCUCUCAACCCGCCAUUCGCAAAUUGCCACUCUCCCUCGACGGCCUCACGCUUGUAGUGGAUGCUUUCGCAACAUCUGAUAUCUAUGACGACAUCUCGUUUGUCGCUAUGCUCGUCACUGGGUUCAAGACUCUUCAGCGCUUGGGCGAAUUGGUUUGGCCUGACACGCUCAAAAUUCAGUCUUAUCGCAAGGUAGUCGUGUACUUUACCUUUACUUUAUCAAUUGCUUUUGGCAGAGCAUGAGGGACAGAACGAUCCUUUGGCACUUCUCAACCGGUAUGCGUUUUUCUUUUCGCCUACUAUUUCGGGACAUUCCAUGGGAGGCGCAUGUAUCGCUCUAGCUGCAGCUGGUGUCGUGCCUGCGCUGAUACAAGCAGCAGAACGCUGGUCCUCGGAUAUGUUCCAAAAAUACAUAGACAUCUUAUCCAUGGGUUUAGGACGCUCGUUUCGAUUCUGUAUUAUCCAUUGCCUCGACUGUAUUUCUCGAGAGUGUCGUCUGAUAUUGGCAUCACUGGUGUCCUUGUCGUCUCG